This is a messenger RNA of Rhipicephalus microplus (southern cattle tick), 1776 nucleotides long. RefSeq lists its product as uncharacterized. Lineage: Eukaryota; Metazoa; Arthropoda; Arachnida; Ixodida; Ixodidae. Gene Ontology annotation, molecular function: CoA-ligase activity. The record is from RefSeq and is a predicted model, not a curated record.
UUUUGUGCUUUCUUCUUGCGAUGCCUGUCGGGCGCAGUUCUCGUAGAACCCACUCGCGCUCUGUCAUCCACCGUGUCAUCUAGAGGGUCAGCCACAGAAGCACAACGUAUUGCGCUGCAUGACCGAAAAAAGGCUACAAGGAAAUAUGAAGGCUCCCAUCCAUGACCGUGUGGUCUACUCGCCGUACCCAAGUGUGGAGAUUCCUGAGUGCUCUUUCUACACUCUGGCGAAAGAGCAACUGCUGGUGAACCCUGACAAACUACUACUGGUGAGCGAUGUUGUCAGCCUCACGCGAAAGGAAACGCUGGCUCACAUGGAGCGAUAUGCUAUUGGCUUCCGGAACAAUGGCGUGGCUCCAGGCGACCGCAUCUGCAUCCACCUAGAAAACGCAGUGGAAAACCUGGUAGCCAUUUACGGCUGCAUUUUGACUGGGGCAACCGUCGUCUUAGCGAAACCUUCGCUCACCGAAAAUGAGCUGCGCUACCAGUGUGAAGAUAGUGAGAGUACGCAUAUUCUCACUGAACAGAAGUACGCCGAAAAAGUGGUCAGAACAGCGGCGGCACUCAGCAUGAAGGGUCUUUUCUGCAUGGGUCCUGCCCCAGGGUUUAUAUCGACAUCGGAAUUCUUAAAUUUCCACGAGCGAGACUACUUGGAAGUGCCCGUUGAAAAGCCUCGUGACACAGUGCUCGCCCUGAUUUACACAUCAGGAAGCACUGGCUUGCCGAAGGGGACAGAGAUCACGCAUUACAACUACGUGGCCGCCUUUUACUGUACAACGCGACACCUACCUUGGUCAAGUUCAGACAUAUUUCUUGCAUCCUUUCCUAUUACUCACCAAUCAGGUAUGAUGUAUACCAUGUUGGGUGCUCUGGGCGGUACGAUAAGCGUCAUAACGCCAGCCACGAUGACGCCCCAGGAAUUUAUGGACAGCAUUCAUAAAUACAAGGUGACAUCGACAUUCCUAUUUCCCACACAGCUUCAAGCUGUGGUGCGUGAGAUGCGUCGCUCAGGAAGAAGGUUACCAACUGUCCGCCGAAUCGGUACGGGUGGCAGCGUGGUUCCGGCAUCCGUAGCAGAAGCAGCCUACGAAACAUUCGGUGCUCUCGAGCAACUCCUAAAUCUAUAUGGUAUGACGGAGUCUUGCGGUGUUGUGACGGUGCUGCCGAAAUCUGCCGAAUGUCGAAACAGCACUGACGUUGGAAUUCCUGCGACCGGAGUCACUCUGAAGGUUGUCGACGUGAGCACCCGUGACAAACUUGGUCCACACCAGAUCGGGGAAAUUUGCUUUCGAACGCCAUCUAUGGUGAGGGGAUACUACAAAAGGCCACGUGAAUCUGCCGAGCUGUUCGACGAAGAAGGAUGGUGCAAAUCGGGUGACGCUGGUUUCUACGACGAGUAUGGACGCUUAUAUUUUUCUGAACGCCUCAAGCAAAUGAUCAAGUGCAUGGACAACCAAGUUGCUCCAUCUGAGCUUGAAGAACUGUUGCUCCGCAUGCACCCCACUCAGAUUGCCGAGGUUUCCGUGGUAGGGCUGAAGCACUCGGAAUACGGUGAAGCCCCAGCGGCCGCCAUUGUUCUCACAGAAGAAGGCAAGAAGCAAGACAUUAUCGCCUUCGUCAACGACGUAAAGGCCACUGUUGCAAAUAACCUUGCUUUGCAUAAGCGCCUCUAUGGAGGCGUGUACAUUGUGGACUGCCUACCGAAGACCGAGACCGCAAAAGUGAACAGACCAGCACUGGCCCGUUCCCUGGCAUGUCAGUAAAGCAAAUGCCUGCA